Molecule: messenger RNA, 2408 nt
Organism: Mauremys mutica (yellowpond turtle)
Lineage: Eukaryota; Metazoa; Chordata; Testudines; Geoemydidae
Gene: ABHD17A
Product: abhydrolase domain containing 17A, depalmitoylase
Exons: 6
Coding region: 564-1472 (302 amino acids)
Biological process (GO): protein depalmitoylation
Cellular component (GO): endosome membrane; plasma membrane
Molecular function (GO): palmitoyl-(protein) hydrolase activity
Source: RefSeq, a predicted model, not a curated record
CCGCUCGGAGCGAGGGGAGGAGACACUGGCUGCACCGGCCCUGGAGCGUCCGGGAGCAGCGCGGCGCGCCGGGCCCAGCCUGGAGGGGCCCCCGGGGGGGGAUGCGGGAGGCCGCGCUCGGCUCAAGCUGCUCAGCGGGCCCGGGACCGGCUCCAGCGGGCAGCAGCCCGAGUGGGGCCCGGUACCGGCUCGGAUCCUGGAUGCUCCCCGCUCCGGAGAUUGCAGCGGAUAAGGGACCGAGGGCUGCUGGUGUCUUCCUCCCUCGGCUCCUUCAGUAUCUCCAGCUCCGAACUUGCCCUGCUCAGCAGAGCCCGAGGCGCCUGCAGGAUGUGGGGGGCGUUGCCGACAGGUGCGGACGGACAGAGGGUGCCCGACCCGACCUCGACCGGCGCCGCGGCGCGCAGGACAUGCCUGGCCCGUUGGUUCUGACGGCCGCCGUGCCGAAGGGAGGCUAAGGAGACGGGUUGUUACCAGGCCGGAUCUGCUGAUUUAAAAAAACAAACCUUUUAAUUUUGUUCGUUAAUUUGAAAAAUAAACUGAGCUCCACGCUUGGUGCCGCCGCCAUGAACGGACUGUCGGUGAGUGAGCUGUGCUGCCUCUUCUGCUGCCCGCCCUGCCCCAGCCGGAUAGCGGCCAAGCUGGCCUUCCUCCCCCCGGAGCCUACUUACGCCGUCGUCCCCGAGCCGGAGCCCGUGGGCAGCACCAGCUCCCUGAGAGGAGGCACCGCGGGCCGAUGGAAGCUGCAUUUGACGGACCGGGCGGAUUUCCAGUACGCCCAGCGGGAGCUGGACACCAUCGAGGUGUUUCUAACCAAGAGCGGCCGGGGGAACCGGGUCGGCUGCAUGUAUAUCCGGUGUGUGCCCGGCGCCAGGUUCACGGUGCUCUUCUCCCAUGGCAACGCCGUGGACCUGGGCCAGAUGAGCAGCUUCUACAUCGGCCUGGGCACUCGCAUCAAUUGCAACAUCUUCUCCUACGACUACUCGGGCUACGGCGUGAGCACGGGGAAGCCCUCGGAGAAGAAUCUCUACGCCGACAUCGACGCGGCCUGGCAGGCCCUGAGAACGAGGUACGGGAUCAGCCCGGAGAACAUCAUCCUGUACGGGCAGAGCAUCGGCACGGUGCCCACCGUUGACCUGGCCUCCCGCUACGAGUGCGCCGCCGUGGUGCUCCACUCGCCCCUCACCUCGGGCAUGAGGGUCGCCUUCCCCGACACUAAGAAGACGUACUGCUUCGACGCCUUCCCCAACAUCGAGAAGGUGUCCAAGAUCACUUCGCCCGUCCUCAUCAUCCACGGCACCGAAGAUGAGGUCAUCGACUUCUCGCACGGCCUGGCGCUAUACGAGCGCUGCCCCAAGGCCGUGGAGCCGCUGUGGGUGGAGGGGGCAGGCCACAAUGACAUUGAACUGUACAGCCAGUACCUCGAGCGCCUGCGGAAGUUCAUCUCCCAGGAGCUGGCCAGCCAACGCAACUGAGCCCCAGCCGCCACCCCGGACUCUGACCCGGAGGAGGGAUCAGGCCAUGCUGCCCCCAUGGAGGUGUAACGAACUUGGGCGGCCCCAGCUCCAGCCCACACUGAGGUUGGCGAGCUGGUGGGACGUGGCCAGUCCUCAAAUGUACGUUGUGUUUCCAGGCACGGUGCUCCCGGCUCGGCCCACCCUCCGCCUCCCAGCCAGACACUACAGACGGGACAUGCUGGGUGGAUCCCAUUUCAGCCUGGGCAACCCCAGCUAGAGGAGUCCCCAUGCAGUGGGGAAAAGUCCGGCUCCACCUUCCCGACUCCUGCUCCGAGUGCUCAGGCCACUUUCGAUCCAUCUCCGGAGCUUGCCGUGGGUUCUGUCCCCCCAUCCCACUGCAAACAGCUCGGGAGCCAUCUUAGUCCUUUUCCCAUCAUGCAGCUGUUCGGACAUUAGCAAUGAGAUGGCUUGGAGUCCUGGCCUGGCCGCAGAUUUGAGGGGGUUAAUUAUCCCUGCAGAGCCCCAUGCCUUUUCCUGUCUGGGAUCUGAUCACUGCAUGAUACACCCCCCCACGCCCCCCAUCUGCCUUACCCAAUUCAGUAGCAUCAGAGUGGAGGAGCAGGGCUCUCUGGCCCUGAGCAAAGCUGCUCUUGGAUCGAACACCAGUGAGAACCAGGAGGGCAGGGAUUGAGGGGACCGAGUGGCGUUUGAUCUCCCUGCGGGGAAGGAAUGGCCCUGCCGUGUAGCCCCUGCUCUCUGAAAGGGGUCGGGCAAGCGUGGCUAGGAGACGUGCGCUGUCCCCGAUCUCCGGCGUCCGGCCUGUUUUCUCUUUCCGCAAGACUCCCCUGUAUGUGGGGCACCCCCUUUCUCUACUCCAAAUAUCUCCAGACAGAUCCCUGGCGUCGCACUGGAAGCAGGGAAAAGAAGAAUAAAGAUUUAAGAUGUAAAAUUUUA